Molecule: messenger RNA, 666 nt
Organism: Phaeoacremonium minimum UCRPA7
Lineage: Eukaryota; Fungi; Ascomycota; Sordariomycetes; Togniniales; Togniniaceae
Exons: 1
Coding region: 1-666 (221 amino acids)
Source: RefSeq, a predicted model, not a curated record
AUGGAGAACCCGACACUACAACGGGAAGACCGUGAGGCACGCAAGCAGGCGGAGCGUGAUGUCCGCCAACUCGAGAAGGAGGCAGCACACCUGGUUAAGGACCGGGAGCAGACACACUCUGGGAAGCGCAGUGCCACAGUUCUCGACAACAAGGCUGAAAAGAUUCGUGAGAAGGCGCUAAACAAGGCGCGCUCGCAGAAGGACAAAGAGACUUCCGCCAGCCGCCAGCCGCGCGACAAAGAGCACCGACCGCGGCCUCAGCCACUGGACAUGCGCGGAGGUUCUACCCGACGAAAAGAUGUUGCGCCACCGGUGGAGAUGGCUGCUGCUUUGGCGCGUAUGUUCAGCGGCGACGAGAUCGAGACGCCACUGGUAAGUCCUGCCAUCGGUCCCUCAACAGUCCACGCCAAAUACCACAACAAGGUGGUAGCGGUCAAGCAGCCGACGAUCCAUUGGCCUCAUUCGCCCUCGUCCGUCCCAGUUCCCACUCGGGAGUUGAAGCCAAAGGCGGACAGGCACGACGGUAAGCACCCAAAGAAGACUGCUGACAAGGACAGACAGAGAACUAAGGAGAACAAGAGGAGCUGGCUUGCUGGUCUGCGCGAGGCACCGUCCAUCGAGUCCUUCGUCUGCAAUGACGCGCGUGAGAUAGAGCGAGGUUUGUAG